This is a messenger RNA of Daphnia magna, 3219 nucleotides long. RefSeq names its product dynein axonemal intermediate chain 1. The record is from RefSeq and is a predicted model, not a curated record. Gene Ontology annotation, molecular function: dynein heavy chain binding; dynein light chain binding. Gene Ontology annotation, biological process: cilium movement; outer dynein arm assembly. Gene Ontology annotation, cellular component: outer dynein arm. Bases 167 to 3094 code for a protein of 975 amino acids. The transcript has 17 exons. Lineage: Eukaryota; Metazoa; Arthropoda; Branchiopoda; Diplostraca; Daphniidae.
CGUCUAAGUUAGGGCCACGUAAUGCUUUGCUGUCAAAAGUUUAACAAAAAAAAAGGGGGGAUCAAAACCGGCAGCCUCAAGAAAAAUAAACCUAUUGGCGGGUGGUCAAAGUGAUAGUGUUGUUUAAAUUAGCUAGCAUAAAUUCAUUUAAAUAAAUUCGCCUACGAUGUUGUUCAUGACAUGGAUUGCUAGAGUAGGGGAUGGUUUACCUCUUGCCGCAUCAAUUCCCGAAGAUGAGGAGUCGGGGAGAGGAGUGCUGGAUUACCAAAACCAGGCCAAGAUGCUCUUCAGGAAAAUGAAUCAGCAGAGUCCUUCCAAAUGCACGAUUGAAACUGGACAACAUUUCUUCCAUUAUUUAAUUCAUCAAGAUGUCUGCUACCUAGUGCUCUGUGAACAAAGCUACUCUAAGAAGCUUGCAUUUUCUUUUCUAGAAGAUCUAGCUCAGGAGUUCAGUUCUCUCUAUGGGAAAAAGGUUCAGAGUGUAAAUCGCCCAUACAGCUUCAUUGAAUUUGAUACCUACAUUCAGAAGGCAAGAAGAUCGUUUAUGGAUUCUAGAACUAGACGUAACUUAACCGCUAUCAACACAGAGCUUCAAGACGUUCAAAGGAUUAUGGUUCGCAACAUCGACGAUGUCCUACAGCGAGGUAGCCUACUUUCAGAUCUGGAUAAUAAAGCACAGACGUUGUCACUCAGUUCGCAACGGUACAAGAAAGACGCCAGAAACUUGAACAUGCAAUCGACAUAUGCAAAAAUUGGUGCUGCGGCCAUAGUUUUGCUUGUUUUUGUCCUUUAUUUUUGGCGUUUAAAAAUGGGUCCUAAACUACUUCAAAAACGCAUCAGUAAUUUGCAUCACAAGCUCCUCGUUAACAGAAUUCGUGCUGCCGAUGCAAAGCAACAUGAAGCGCAGGGAAAGAAACCAAAUGAUCGUCGUUGGGAAGCACAACAUUACACCUGGAACGUUGACGACGACGAGGAAAUUCCGGGAACGGUAAGAAUCGUUCUGAGUGCAGCUGAUCCGCAGCGAACAAAGAAUCAGGUGGUGUACAGCAUCCCAGAUCGCUGUUUCAUCCCACUGAUUCCAGAAAAUUCCUCAGUUGAACUCUUUGAUCAAACGUCGUCAUCGGUUUACGUCGAGCCAACUAACGUUUCUGACACUGCAUUCAACCCCCUUGCAGAAAUUCGACAGGAAGUAGAUGCUGGAACAUCGGACGCUGACGAUACAGUCAGUGAAGCUUAUGAUGGGGAUCGUUCGAUCGACACGGCUGCUGCAUCAGGUGCUGCUGGAGCCAAUAAUACGAGCAAUGCAGCUUUAGACAGUAGCCGAAGUGAUCAUGGAGCAAUGACGGAAAGGGAAGAGGAUCCACUGGAAUUGCUGACUGGAGCUAAAUCGCUAGUUAAACGUAAAGGAGCAAAAGGAAUCAAUCAUUUCAGUUACUGUGAUCGUGCCACGCAGACAACUGUUCCACCCAUAAGAUCACACGCGAUACAGACGGAAGCUCCUCCACGUGUCUCGUUUACUGCGCUUACCAAUGCAUGGAUUAUUCACGACGCGUAUCGUCAAGAUCUUGCUGCACAGCAGCAGAAGAUUCAGCAACAAGCAUUAAUUAACAAUGCUGUGGAGGCUGUCAAUAAAGGUGGAGUACCAUCCACCACUUCUUCGUCCACAGUUCCAAUAGGUUCUGCUUCAGACAUCUCUGUAACCAUCACCACCCCAUCAGCAGCACCACCCGUUAUUUUUCAACCGACUGGUGAAACAGCUUUGAGUCCAGCAGGUGUCUCUCGCCUCGAUGCAACCGCUCACGUCAUUGAACGAAUGCUGAACCAAAAUACUUAUGACGAUAUCGCCCAAGAUUUCAAGUAUUGGGAGGAUGCAGCAGAUGAAUAUCGUGAACCUGAAGGAACUCUAAUGCCACUAUGGCGUUUCACUCCACCGGCCACGCUAUUACGUAUGUUUGAAGAGAACGGCUCGAUGCGUAACGCAGUGCCUAGUCACAUCACCGCAAUUUGUUGGAAUCCGCACUACAAGGAUCUCUUUGCCAUCGGUCUUGGAUCUCGAGACAAUAUGACAGCCGAGUCGGGAUUGGUCUGUGUGUUUUCGCUUAAAAGUCCCACUCAUCCGGAACGCUCUGUCCAACUCCAAGCUGGUGUUUCAAGUUUGGAUUUUCAUCCGGAAUUCUGGCAGCUCUUGGCCGUCGGCAUGCAUGAUGGCCAUGUCGCCGUUAUUGAUUUGACUGUGCGCAAGGAUCUCGAAACUUUUUCUAUUACUAAUUUGAUUACCUAUCGAAGUUCAGCAAUGAGGGGAAAACGGACAGUGCCCAUUACUCAGGUGAGCUGGCAUGGAGACAUGAGUGACGGCAAUUUACGACUGUUUUCCAUCUCGAUGGACGGCUGCCUUUGCUUGUGGCUCUUUGUGCAGGGUGAACUCUAUCCCACAGAAUUAACUACAUUGCCCUUCCAAGGCGACAAUCGAUUGCAAGAUAACAACUUAGGAGCCAUGGCCUUGACAGCUUCCUGCAGUUGUAUGGCCAUACAUCCAAAUCACACAAUGGUUUUGGUUGGAACGGAUCAAGGCCAGCUGUGGCCAGUUAGCAACGAAGGCGAAGUUCUCAACUGGGGACCUGUGAACGCCCACCAAGGUCCGAUUUACACCGUGCAGUGGAAUCCAUUUCACCAUCAGGUUUUUAUUACCUGCGGUACCGACUGGCUAGUUAAAAUAUGGGACCAGCGGGAGAAGGAAGCGCUGGUGGUGAUCAGUUUGGGAUCGUUCGUCGAACAUUGUGCUUUCUCUCCGUUUAGCUCGACAGCUUUUGCUUGCAUGUCGAGCAAUGGAAAAGUGCUUAUCUACGAUUUGAAUAUUUGCCUGCACAAACCUUUGUGUAGCCAGCGGAUCACCCCACAAAGAAGAGCACAACCGACCAUUUUGAGCUUUGCACCUUUCCAUCCAGUCAUUUUGGUUGGUGAUGACAAGGGUCACGUGACGUGUCUCAAAUUGUCCCCUAACCUAAGGAAAGUUAGCCGAGUUCCCGAGAGCUCCAGGACCAUCGAAGUCGAAAUGGAUAAGCUCGAACGUGUCAUUACCUUAAUGAAAAGAUAGUGUUGGAUUUUCAUGUUUUUUCUUCCAUUGUUUUUUUCUUCUUUGCAAUCUCUCUCUGCCUUGCUGGUUUGGAUUAAAAAAAAAUUCUCGUCAAGUUAAUUUGCAAUACACUACCACCAGCUAUA